GUGUGGGACGAAUUAAUUAACAGCCGUACGUCAGUUCCGUUCCGUCCUCUGGCUUCCUUCUUGCCCACGCGUGUAUUCACUCCCUGUAUACAGGUCAGUGCGGACCGCUAAAAUACAACUUUUCCAGCACUAUCACAUCCACCCUGGACGGAGCAAGAUGAAAGAGACAAUCAUGAACCAAGAAAAACUUGCCAAACUACAAGCACUGGUUCGCAUUGGUGGAAAGGGUACAGCACGUAGAAAGAAGAAGGUUGUGCACAGGACAGCAACUGCAGAUGACAAGAAGCUUCAGUUUUCCUUGAAGAAACUAGGCGUCAACAACAUCUCUGGCAUUGAAGAGGUGAACAUGUUCACAAACCAGGGGACAGUGAUCCACUUCAACAACCCAAAAGUGCAGGCAUCUCUGGCUGCAAACACCUUCACCAUCACAGGGCAUGCUGAGACCAAGCAGCUGACAGAGAUGCUGCCCAGCAUCCUCAACCAGCUGGGGGCCGACAGCCUGACCAGCCUCAGGAGGCUCGCAGAGGCCCUGCCACGGCAGACUGAUGAGGGAAAGGCAUCAGUUGUAGCUGGGGAGGAAGAUGACGACGACGUUCCAGAUCUUGUAGAGAAUUUUGACGAGGCUUCAAAGGAUGAAGCGAACUAAAUAAAAUGUGGUUCAGAUCUGAAAUAUGGGGUUCACAAGUUGUCAGGGUGGGGCACUGUUUUGUAUAUACCACCCUUCUCCAUGAAUGUUUUUUUCAAUAUACUACACUGAUGGCCGUUUGUAUGCAGAAUAUCCUUGAUACACUUUUGGGGAUUCUGUGAUUUUUGCUGCUAUUGCUCCGUUGCCAAAUACAGCCCCCUUGCAGCCUUACUGAAAUGAGCACAUGUGGAAUAAACGCUUGCAUUUGACAAAUAAGCAUUAAAAAAUUACCGAACA
Messenger RNA from Conger conger (European conger), 922 nucleotides. It is a transcript of the gene btf3, whose product is annotated as basic transcription factor 3. The coding region runs from base 158 to 646 and encodes 162 amino acids. NCBI's taxonomy places the organism in Eukaryota, Metazoa, Chordata, Actinopteri, Anguilliformes, Congridae. Gene Ontology annotation, cellular component: nascent polypeptide-associated complex; cytosol. The transcript has 6 exons. The record is from RefSeq and is a predicted model, not a curated record.